CGCGCGGCGUCGCGCUGGCUGACCUCACACAGGUCCUUGAAAAAUUAAAAAUUUGCCUCUCGUGAUUGCCGCGGCGCUACCGUCUCCUCACGAUCUCGCCACAAUUGGUCCGCCGUCGCGGUAACCCCGUGCGGCCGCGUAGACCGUGAGUCUGAAUCGCUGGCUAUUUUUUUGGUGCGUUUUGGCUUGCUAGUGUCUUACAGGACGCUAGCUUAAUGCGGCGCGUAGUUUUUUGCUUCCUACUAUCGCUGCGUGGCAUCAACAGCUCAUCAUACGCACGCCUCACAUCGCUGCUGCUGGCCCAGCGCUGCUUGUGCAAGCUCCGCUCUUCAAAGCCAGUAGUACGCGAGCCCAGCUUUCCAGCAGCGAGUGCGCAGCCGCCGCGCGCAGCCGCAGCGCGCCGCAGCGCUGACACCACAAAGCCAGUAGUCGCAGCCGCCGCAGCGCGGCGCACUGCUCGAACACCAAUCCAGCGCACGGCACCGAAGCGAUGGCCGACGCGACGCCGCCGCCGUGGAUGCAGCCCGGCGCGCCGCCGACGCACGCCAAGAAAGAAGCUGUACCACCGCCACAACCAAUGGAGCAAGACGACGACGAGGACUUGUACGGCAACGAAACCCAAGAAGAAGCUGAUGCCAAAUUCAUGGCCGCGCUCGACGCGAACGAGGCAAGAAAGGCCGCGAAGCAGGCCGCCUUGGAUCUCCAGGCGAAGGAGGGCGACGCCGAGUACGAAAAAAUGAAGCCGCCGCCGCCGCCGAAUGGUGGGUACGAGGAGCCCUCCGAGGAGGUCCUCAAGAUGCGCGCAACGAUGGAGAAGGUCUUCAUGGCGACGCUGACGGACCCCCACUACCAGAAACAUCCCGUGCCCAUGGUCCGGUCCCAACACUCGCACGACACGUGCAAGGAGUUACUCGAUUUAUGCAAAUUGCCUGAAGAAGAAUUACCGCAGCCGCACAUCAUCAAGCGCAAAAUCGAGCAAGCUCGGGUGGAUCCGGACGCGUGGGUCCGCGCGACGGCCGGAAGUGCGGCCAAGGCCUUUGGCAUCAAGGAAGUCGCGGACGACUUUGAUGAAGAGCUGCGGCGGAAAUUUGGGCAUUUGUUGUCGGAUGAGGACCGGGCGGGGCCUCGGCGGUGGGACCCGGUUGGAUUGUUUGACGAUAGAUGGAAGUCGGAGUUGGUCUUACCACCUCUACCCGAAUUCGAGAAGCACUGCAACUUUCGCACCGAUGAAGAAGUAAGGGAAUUGAUGGCGCAGCGGUCCGCGCCGCGACAGGCGCCUCGGAGCGCUCCACAACAGGCGCGGGGCCGCGGUGGUGUCCAGGGCCGCCUGGGCCGCGGCCGCGGUCGCUCGGGCGACAAGCCGCGCUUCAAGCCGACGCAGAAGCGGCGCGCCGUCGUCAUGUUGGAUGAUGCCCCCGAGAUCAAGCCCGUCGGGAACUGUGUGGAAAUCAAAUUUCGGGCGCCCCACUAACCUAACUCACUGGUUGAUUUCCUCACAGGUCGGCAAAGACGGGCGCGUCAAGGAGCCCCCGAAGCCGAAGCCGGAGAAACCGGCGCCCGCACCCGCGGGCCCCGACCCCGACGACGAGACGCUCGACGAUUUGUCGAAGAAGGCGAUCACGGACGUGUUCGGCGAGAAUUUGAAUUUACUGGAUGAUGCAGGUCGGAAGUUGCUCGGGCUGUUUUUGAGGAAGGCCCCCAAGCCGCCGGGCGCGGGCGACAAGGUCAAGGUCCACCAGGAGACGGACAAUGAGGCCAUACGCACGGACUACCUCAAGCUGAACUGGGACGACUACACUUAUACCCGCACUAGGAAGCGGAAGGCCGUGCAGGCGCCCGCGGCGACGUAAUAAUUAUUGUGGUUUA
Messenger RNA from Pelagomonas calceolata, 1866 nucleotides. Lineage: Eukaryota; Pelagophyceae; Pelagomonadales; Pelagomonadaceae. The record is from the annotation of a GenBank genome assembly.